This is a messenger RNA of Pediculus humanus corporis (human body louse), 1443 nucleotides long. RefSeq lists its product as uncharacterized. Lineage: Eukaryota; Metazoa; Arthropoda; Insecta; Psocodea; Pediculidae. The transcript has 6 exons. The record is from RefSeq and is a predicted model, not a curated record. Gene Ontology annotation, cellular component: extracellular region. Gene Ontology annotation, molecular function: chitin binding. Bases 1 to 1443 code for a protein of 480 amino acids.
AUGGAUGAUCGUCCAUUAAAAAUAAUUAAUUUUCGAGGAGGAGGAGGAGGAGGAGAAGAAGGAGGAGGAGAAGGAAAAAAGGGGGGCGUUCGUUUUAUCUCCGCGCAUUUAUUAAAACAUUGUCUCCAAGGAUUCAGUCUCGGUGACGAAUUGGGAUUCGGUCAAUCCCUUUCUAAUUUAGAAGGGAAUAAAAGAAGAUCUACGAAUGGGAGAAGCGCAGGGGAUUUUAAUAAUAAUUUCGGUGAUGAUGGUGGUAACGGAAACGGAGUUGGCAGUAAAAAAGCAAUAGCUGAAACGGGUAGAAUGUAUCAGGGAUCGAGUUUAAGAUCACCGAGUGGAACGUAUAAAACAAAUUCACAGCCUUCUACGAUUCCACCCUUUAAACCGAUUCCACCGCCUGAAAAACCAGCGGCUGCGAGUCCUUUGGGUUACGCUGUCGGUAACGUCAUGACGGUUGAUUUGAACGGUACGAGACCCGUUAGACAUCCCACGUUCACAGUCAAUUCGAUACCUAAUUUUCAAGGUCUUCCAUUAUCCGUAUCGAAAAUCCAAACGUCGGUAAAAGCUCCGCAAGCUUUUAAAAAUGCCCUGCAGGCGGCUACGAAUAAUUUCGGGAUGCAAUCUUCGGUUGCCGAACAUCUUUACAACAACAAACUCACUCACAGAGCACCCGUCAUAUCGACAAACGGACCUCAAGUAAUAAACGUCGUACCGCCGUCUCAAAUCGAUAGAAUAUCAAAUACCGGAAGUGGUAAACUUCUUCCAACGGCUAUACCCGUUUCUAAUUCCGUAACGACGGAAAAAAUAAAAUCAUCAUCGUCAGACGUUUUUAAAACGGGUUUGAUGGGCGACACUGUUAAAACUCUUUCUGCUGCCACGAACGUUUCCGCCGAAGCCAUUGCCCAAGCUAUUAAUCAAAAACAACAACAAUUGUUAAAACAGCAAAAAACUCAAAAAAUCGUUAAAUCCACGACGAGUACGACGACGACGACUAUAGCGCCGCCAAUUCCCGAACGGUACGUUUCGGAACCAACAAGAAAAUAUCCGUUGGCAGCUCCGAGUAGAGUAAUGAACGCGCCCAGAGAAUAUUAUCCGGUCGGCUACGAAAAAAAUUUCGACGAUAAUUUCGUAUCGAAAGUCGAACUUCCGGAAACUUCUUUCUAUUGCGGUGAACAAAAACAUUUUCCCGGAUUAUACGCCGACGAAGAUUUAGGAUGCAUGGUUUUUCACGUUUGCGCUUUCACGGACGACGGACUCAUAAUGAAAAGUUUUCUAUGUCCGGAAUCGACACUUUUCGAUCAAUCGAUAUUGAAAUGCAAUUGGUGGUUUUACGUUGAUUGUAAAUCAUCGAAAAAACUCUACGAUUCAAACAUUCCAAUAUCUAAAAGUUAUCAACUAAUGAAAGCUCUCUCAUUUUUUUCAACCUACAACAAACAAAGAUGA